AUGAAACGUCAUUUGAAAACAGAAGGUAUUAAAUGAAAAUUAGCUACAGUGGAUGGAAUGGAACGAUGUGAAAAGCAGGGAGAUUGUUAGGGAAAGGUUAUUAAACGAAUGAAAUAUCUUUCUUUUCAGCCGAGCAGAAAGAGGAACCCAAUCUCCAAUAUAUCGAUCCUACGAUGAUCGGUGUUCUCGUUGGUAUGGCUCUCAUGUUCAUCAUCAUCUGCGUCGUUCUUAGGCUUUUCAGCAAGGCUCGCUGGCGUGAGAACCGCACCAUAUUCAACACGCCGAAUGCCCGUCUGAUGAACGUGUCGUUACUGAGGGAAAACAAACUGCUGCACCCGCAGGAGAGACGCGGUUCAAGGGCAAGCGUACGGGUUCCUUCGAGGCAGCCCUCAAUGGCCUCCUUACGCGCCCAUUCGCCGAACGCCUCGCAAGGUGCGAAACACUCUCAGCACUCACAGCACAGAGUGAGCCGUACGGUCGACCAUCUAUAGCAGUAGUCUGUUUAAUGAUCCCGUCUGUGACCGUUGUUCUUGAUUAUCAUAUACUCUGGACCUAUGAGGUGCUCUAUUGUAAAAAACUUUUCAAAUUGACGCGUCCUUCGAAGAGGACAAAAAAUAGUAAAACGGCAUUUCCUUUGGUUUUUCAUUCUCGUUUCGAAGGAACUGGGACUUGUCGAACUCGAGUUCCUUCUCAGGCAGAUAUUUCACACGAUCGCCACUGGUACAUACCUUUUCAUGUCAUGUCAGAGGCAUGCGGUCGCGACAAAGCACGCGAUACUUUAGCAAGAAAAUCUCUGUCGCCAGGGUCACGAACAGGAUCACGACGCGGAAGUCGCGGCAGCAGUGGGAACGCGUCGGCUGUCUCGACGAAAUCGAACAAAUCGCCGCCGAAUCAGCCGAGCAACAUGUCGGAAACCGUAUUGGAGAACGUCACCGUGGAAAUUCUCGAGGCCAAGGCGUAGAUUCGCUGGAGAACGGAAGCUGGAACAGCGCUCACGAUCAUCGUUGCCGUUUGUCCAUUUUCCUACCAACGACGAUCCCCCACAGCGAAACGAUCGUCUCUCGAAGCGACUUGAGCAAUCUCUCUUUCAGAACGUGCAAAAUUUACUUUACACACAUUUUCUAUUUUCUACUUUCUCUCUCUCUUUUUUUUUUUU
Molecule: messenger RNA, 1156 nt
Organism: Heterotrigona itama
Lineage: Eukaryota; Metazoa; Arthropoda; Insecta; Hymenoptera; Apidae
Source: the annotation of a GenBank genome assembly